Messenger RNA from Dendrobium catenatum, 1007 nucleotides. Its product is annotated as amino acid transporter ANT1. Bases 1 to 534 code for a protein of 177 amino acids. The transcript has 2 exons. Gene Ontology annotation, cellular component: vacuolar membrane. The record is from RefSeq and is a predicted model, not a curated record. NCBI's taxonomy places the organism in Eukaryota, Viridiplantae, Streptophyta, Magnoliopsida, Asparagales, Orchidaceae. Gene Ontology annotation, biological process: amino acid transmembrane transport. Gene Ontology annotation, molecular function: amino acid transmembrane transporter activity.
AUGGGAACUUGUUCUUCAGCUCAGAAGAAGGUAGAUUCCACUGCAAAAGCUUCAAAUGGUGUGUGCUUUAAGGCCAAGGAUGUUUCUAUCCCAUCUCCCAUAAAGGAGAAGGCUUUAAAUGAGGAAAACCCUGUUGGACUCUGUAUAGCUCUAGCAUUCACAUUUCCAAUCAUCCUGCAUCCAAUUUACGAGAUUAUAGAGAUGAAGCUGGCUUCAAGCGGAUGGUCGCAGAAGUUCUGUUGCAAUGCCCACGGUGAGCGCCUUGGCCUUCACGGAGCUCGUAUGCUAGUGCUUCUGAUAAUCACCACCGUAGCUUCCUGCAUUCCCGGUUUUGGGGCUUUCAUUUCUCUUGUGGGUAGUACAGUUAGCGCCAUGCUUGCUUUCGUCUUGCCGGCCACAUUCCAUCUUUUGCUCUUGGGAUCCAAGCUGAAGCUCUGGCAGAGGGCAGUAGAUUAUCUUAUACUUCUUGUUGGGAUUGCUUUUGCCGGUUAUGGCACAUAUGAUGCUCUCAGUCAUCAUCUCAUGGGUUCUUAGUAUCAGUUCACGAAUUGGACAAAUUAUUCUCUGCGGAGUCCGGACUUCGUCCAGAGACCAAUAAAAUGUGCCACGUCACUUCAAAAGUGUACCGCACUCGUACCAAGCGCGAUACCGAGCGGUACCGACGCUCGAUACUAUUCGGUAUCAAGCGGUCCGAUAUCUGCACAAAAUAAUCUCUCCACUGAUUGAGGAAAGCUUCAGUGUUUGAACCUUGAGUUUGUUUUAGUUUAGUUUGUUCCGGUAGGUCUGCCAGGGCUCAGCAGAGAUGUGAAGGGAAGACAAAGGCGUUGCCGUUAUUGCCCUCACCACAGAGCUUUUGUUAAGACAGUAUUAGUUACUCUUUAAUUAAUCUUGUACUCCAAUUACUUGCUUCCACGUGUCCUACACUCUAUAGGUGUCUAUAUAUACUUGUCUACUCCAUUUGUAACAGAUGAAAACAUAAUAAAAUCACUGAGUUUGUUUACUGUUCA